CGAGACGUUUGACUGAGCUACCACUGCUAUCUUUAUCUGUUCGUACCAGGUCAUAUCUGCCUCGAAUGUGGUAUGCAAAGAUCUACGAUCCCAUAAAGGUGGGAUCUAUAGAUGGCACGGACACGGAACCGCACGAUGCUGCAGUGGUGCGAGCAUUGAAUGCAGAAUAUAAGCCACCGAGAAUCAAGGAGACAGACCCGUUGAAGACACUGUUCGUUGGAAGACUUGAUCCAGACACAACUGAAGAUACGCUUAAGCGUGUGUUUGGCGAAUAUGGAGCAUUACAGUGCGUUCGACUCAUGUGUAAUUUUGUCACUGGAGUGUCAAAUGGGUACGCCUUUGUGACAUAUGAACGAUCAGCGGCUGCGGAAGAUGCAUAUCGACGAGCCAACGGCAUGUAUGUGGAUGGUCGGCGAAUCCUUGUUGAUUAUGAGCGUAGCCGCGUUAUGAAGGGCUGGGUCCCUCGUCGACUUGGCGGUGGAUUUUCAGGGAAAAAGGAGAGUGGACAGCUACGAUUUGGUGCGCGAGACCGAGCGUUCCGCGACCCGAUAAAUCACGCCCGGCGUGAGCAGCAAUCAGUUGAGAUACCUCCUGAACAGCGCCGUGAUGAUAACUGGAGAUAUGACAUGCUCCCUCGCUCGCAUAGGCCGAGAGAGCACAGUCCACACCACCAUAGACGAGAAAGAGAUUCAUACAAGAGAGUGAGAUCACGAUCGCGAGAUCGACACCGUUCUCCAAGCCCGUAUCAUAAGCGAAGACGCUGAACAUUCAUUCGAAACACCAAAUACUAUCGUCCAUUGCCAGUCGUUCU
This is a messenger RNA of Umbelopsis ramanniana AG, 811 nucleotides long. RefSeq lists its product as uncharacterized. Gene Ontology annotation, biological process: mRNA splicing, via spliceosome. The record is from RefSeq and is a predicted model, not a curated record. NCBI's taxonomy places the organism in Eukaryota, Fungi, Mucoromycota, Umbelopsidomycetes, Umbelopsidales, Umbelopsidaceae. Gene Ontology annotation, cellular component: precatalytic spliceosome; U12-type spliceosomal complex. Gene Ontology annotation, molecular function: snRNA binding; mRNA binding. The transcript has 5 exons. The coding region runs from base 66 to 764 and encodes 232 amino acids.